AUGGCUGUGAAUCGUGGUCCCGGACGUUGUGGCGGCCUGAGUCCCGAGGGCAUCCUGAGAGAGGCUCAGAUCAAUAUGCUGGAGUGUAAAGUCUGCUUCGAGAAGUUCUCCAGCCAGCAGAGAGAACGCAGACCACGGAACCUUUCCUGUGGCCAUGUACUGUGUCUGGAAUGCAUCACAGCUCUGUCCCACCCUCUCCUGAGGAAGCUGGAGUGCCCGUUCUGUCGACAGCUGUGCAGUGUUGACAGCACCUCCCACUGCCAGGUUCUGUGUGACCUCCAGGAGCUGCUGUUGUCCUGGAGUCCCAGAUCCUCUGCUCCACCUCGCAGGGCCACAGGGGGAUCCAAGUCGGCUGCAGGACUGACAUCCUCAGCCCUGCACCUCCACGCAGCAUUUGGUGGCUGGGGGACUCUCAUCAACCCCACUGGGAUAGCUGUUUUAGGCUCCUCAGGGACAAUAGUGGUGGUCCAUGAUGGAGAGAAGAGGGUGGUGGUGUUUAGCCCACAGGGCAAACUGCUGAAUAGUUUUGGGCGAAGAGGACAAGCCAGUGGAGAGCUCUGGUACCCAGUGGAUGUGGCGGUGACUCCCUGCGGUUACGUGGUGGUGACUGAUGCAGGGGACAAAGCUGUGAAGAUUUUCACCUCCAGAGGGAAACACGUGUUGACGGUCAGGGAUUCCUUCCAGGUGCCCUGGGGUGUGGGCACAGACGGCGAUGGGCACCUCCUGGUCACAGACAUCCAGGCAGGCGCACUGUUCCAUGUCAAAGUGGACUAUACUCGUGGUGUUGUUCUGGAGCAUCGUACAGCCAUUUCUGAGCUCCAGCAGCCAAAAGCAGUGGCCUGCUGUCAAGUGACAGGGAACACUGCGGUGAUGGAGCAUGUAACCGACCACACACCUCCAUCGAUGAGGCAACAACACACGAGGCUGAAAGUGUUCAACAAAGACUUUCACCUGCUCCAUCAGACAGACACUUCCAGCCUGACCCUGCAGUCCACAGUCAGGCUGAAGAUGUCAGGUGUGGUGUUCGACGCAGAUGGAGAUGUGCUGGUAACUGACUGUGACCAGGGGAUGGUUUGGAGUCUGGGGAAGCUGCAGCAUGGCCCGGUCCUCACUCCUCUUGUGGGGGACCACCUGAUCCGCCCAGUCGGCCUGGUCACCCUGGACAACAUGCUCAUCAUUCUGGACAGUGGAGAGCAUGCAGUCAAGAUUUAUUCUGCCAAAUCUGACACUGGAUCCACGACAAAGCUCAUGUGUGAACAGGCCUAG
Molecule: messenger RNA, 1266 nt
Organism: Limanda limanda (common dab)
Lineage: Eukaryota; Metazoa; Chordata; Actinopteri; Pleuronectiformes; Pleuronectidae
Product: E3 ubiquitin-protein ligase NHLRC1-like
Exons: 1
Coding region: 1-1266 (421 amino acids)
Biological process (GO): protein polyubiquitination; proteasome-mediated ubiquitin-dependent protein catabolic process; negative regulation of translation
Molecular function (GO): protein binding; translation repressor activity; ubiquitin protein ligase activity
Source: RefSeq, a predicted model, not a curated record